UUUUCCCAACCUAGGGACUUGGGCUCUUCCUGUGAAAGACUGGGCGAUUCUUAACAGGGUCGUUCGGUUUUAUAGGCUUCGAGGAAGUGGGUUUUAAUGGAAACAAUGAAGGCCUAGCGGCGAGCAGUCAGAAAACCGAUGACAGGCCGGUCGGAUCAGCGAGGCUUGUGAUGAGUGACUGACAGGUAUCCAGGGCAGGAUGUUCAGUGGUGAAAAGGUGUCCGUUCCAGGCCACAUAUGAACUAAUCUGGUAUGGCUUCCCAGCUUCAGGUCUUCUCUCCGCCUUCGGUGUCGUCCAGUGCCUUCUGCCGCGUGAAGAAACUGAAGGUGGAGAGCUGUGGUUGGGAUGUGACCAGCCAGGCGGGAGAGAGCAAGUACUAUCCUCUGAGCCCCACUCAGGUAAACUCCACUGCCCGGGCUGCCAUGGCGGGCCAGGCCCCCAGCUACAACCCCGCCGGCAUGGCCUACAACCCCCCCAAUCUGGUGUUUCCACCCGCGGGGGGGUCCCGCGGGCAGGUCGUGGUGCGCGCCGCCGACAGCACGGGGAGCCUGCCGGGGGCCUCCGGUCACCGGGGCAACGACAACCCGCACGCGCACCGGGAGCUGGGGCAGAAGUACGGCCUGAAGCGCAAGAGCGAGGAGGUGGACAGCGGCGGCAGCGUCCAGAUCCUGGAGGAGCUGUCAGCGCCAGUGCUGUCCAACCGGACCGGCGCCGGGACCACCGCGCAGUCCAUCGCCCACUCGGCCUCCACCACCAAGAGCAGCACCUCCAACAGCGAGGGCGACUACCAGCUGGUGCAGCACGAGAUCCUCUGCUCCGUGGCCAACAGCUACGAGGUGCUGGAGUUCCUGGGCCGCGGCACCUUCGGCCAGGUGGCCAAGUGCUGGAAGCGGGGGACCAACGAGAUCGUGGCCAUCAAGAUCCUGAAGAACCACCCCUCUUACGCUCGUCAGGGGCAGAUUGAGGUGAACAUCCUGGGCCGUCUGAGCUCGGAGAACGCCGACGAGUUCAACUUCGUGCGCUCGUACGAGUGCUUCCAGCACAAGAGCCACACCUGCCUGGUGUUCGAGAUGCUGGAGCAGAACCUGUACGACUUCCUCAAGCACAGCAAGUUCAGCCCGCUGCUGCUCAAGUGCAUCCGGCCCGUGCUGCAGCAGGUGGCCACCGCCCUGAUGAAGCUCAAGAGCCUGGGCCUCAUCCACGCCGACCUCAAGCCCGAGAACAUCAUGCUGGUGGACCCGCUCCGCCAGCCCUACCGCGUCAAGGUCAUCGACUUCGGCUCGGCCAGCCACGUCUCCAAGGCCGUCUGCUCCACCUACCUGCAGUCGCGCUACUACAGGGCUCCGGAGAUCGUCCUGGGCCUGCCCUUCUGCGAGGCCAUAGACAUGUGGUCGCUGGGCUGCGUCAUUGCCGAACUCUUCCUGGGGUGGCCCCUGUACCCCGGGGCCUCUGAGUACGACCAGAUCCGGUACAUCUCCCAGACCCAGGGUCUGCCGGCCGAGUACCUCCUGAGCGCCGGGACCAAGACCAGCCGCUUCUUCCACCGCGGCCCCGACGCCAGCUACCCUCUCUGGAGGCUGAAGACACCAGCAGAACACGAGGGCGAGAUGGGGAUCAAGUCCAAGGAGGCGCGGAAGUACAUCUUCAACUGCCUGGAUGACAUGAUGCAGGUGAACAUGUCCACUAACCUGGAAGGGACGGACAUGUUGGCGGAGAAGGCGGACAGGAGGGAGUUCAUCGAUCUCCUGAAGAAGAUGCUGACUCUGGACGCUGACAAACGCAUCACUCCCAUCAAGACCCUGGCCCACCCCUUUGUGACCAUGGCCCACCUGCUGGACUUCCCCCACAGCUCCCACGUGAAGUCCUGCUUCCAGAACAUGGAGAUCUGCAAGCGCAGGUGCACGUCCUUCGACAGCGGGAAGAGCCUCUUCGCCCCCAACGCGGCCCCCAACGCUGCCGCCAACCUCACCGUCACCUUCAGCAGCCAGCUCAACCAGCACAAUCAGGUGGCCUCGGCGGGCGGCCCCUCCCUCUCCCUCAACAGCAGCGUGCCCCUGCUGAACUACCAGCCGGCCCUGUACCAGCAGGCCACCAUCAACAUCCCCGGCCUGCCCCAGCAGAGCGUGCCGCUGCAGACCCGCCCCGCCCAGCUGUGCGCUCAGACCGAGCCCUUCCAGCAGACCCUCAUCGUGUGCCCGCCCACCAUCCAGGGGCUCCAGACCUCCAGUAAGCACACGGCCUUCCCUGUGAGGAUGGACAAUCCUGUGCCCCUGGUCCCGCAGAACCAGCCCGCCCAGCCUCUGCAGAUCCAGUCAGGCAUGCUUGCACAGGGCUCCUGCACCCCCCUGAUGGUGGCCACCCUGCACCCCCACGUGGCGGCGGUGGGGCCGCAGUUCUCUCUCCCGCUGGCGCUGGGAUGCGGGGCGGCGAGGCCUGCCCUUCUGGAGCAGACGGCUACCGUGCUGCAGGCGUGGCCGGCGGGGACCCAGCAGAUCCUCAUACCUUCCACCUGGCAGCAGAUGCCGGGCGUGGCCAUCCACAACCCCGCCCCGCCCAUCAUCCCUGAAUCGCCAAUGGGGGCGCUCCUCUCCGAUGGCUCCGCCCAGCAGAUGCCCAACUGGAGGGGGCCCCACGGGGGCCAGUACGGCGGGGUCAUGCAGCAGCCCUCCGUCCUGGGGGGUCCCAUGUCCCUGGCCCCGGCCCAGCCGCUCAACAUGGGCGUGGCCCAUGUGGUGAGGCCCCAGCAAGGCAGCGUUUCGGGGAAGAGGUCCAAGGCCCGGCACGCCGACAGCCGUACCAGGGCUGCCUCUCGGCUGGAGCCCUCUGUUCCCGUGACACGCACCAGCCCGCUGCGCAACUCUCCCGCCUACAGCGCCGCCGCGCUCUCUCAGCCAAUCGUCAUCUCCGACACGCCCAGCCCCGCCGUCAGCAUCAUCACCAUCCACAGUGACACCGAGGACGAGGACGAGAGGAAGUUCCACCCUGCCAGCUGCAGGGCGAGCCAGCGGACCCAUGUGAUCAGCUGCGUGACGGUGCACGACUCGCAGGACUCGGACUCCUCCACCGCCAGCCCGCUCAGCCCCCGGCGCCCGCCCGCCUUCGCCGAGUCCGCCCCGCGCUUCUCCAGGUCGCUCGCCGUCGUCGUGCCGUCCGUGAAGAGCCAGCCAGCAGAGGGCGCCGCCGCGCCCAAACCCGCUGCGGGGCCAGGGCAACCGCAGAGCGUUUGCAGCAAGCCGAAGAAAGCGGCGGUGCAGCAGUCCUGUGGCGCGGGGUUCAGCGGCGAGCGGCAUCACAGAGCGGCGCCAAGUCGAUCGCAGCCCCUCAACCUCAGCCAGGUCCAGCCUGCCGUGUCCUCCUCUCACGAGCACGCGGGCAGUGGCGGCGGCGGCUCUUCCCGCCGGCAGCACACCUACCCCCCCGUCUCGGCGCAUUCCCGCUACCGCCUGCAGGAGGCGCCGCUCUUCAGCUCCGCCCCCAGCCUGUACACCUACCCGGCGUCCGUGGCGCUGGCGUCCGCCUCCCAGGCCGUGGACCAGCUGCUGGCCUCCGGACAGGGCUCCGCCCCCUCGUCCUCCCGCCACGGCGGGGGCCCCGGCGGGCCCUACGCCGCCCCCGCCGUCCUGCGGAAGGACGCCGUGGGCGUGGGGGUGGGGCACGGCCUGCCCUCCCAGUACCAGCACCAGUUCCCCAGCCAGCCCUACAUCACCCCGACCGCCCGCGCCAACGCCGCCUACAGCGGCUACCAGCUUAGCCCCAGGAAGCUAAACCAGUACCCCUAUCUGUGAGUGCCACAGCUAAACCAGUACCCCUAUCUGUGAGUGCCGCAGCUAAACCAGUACCCCUAUCUGUGAACGCCACAGCUAAACCAGUACCCCUAUCUGUGAGCACCGCAGCUAAACCAGUACCCCUAUCUGUGAGUGCCACAGCUAAACCAGUACCCCUAUCUGUGAGUGCCGCAGCUAAACCAGUACCCCUAUCUGUGAGCACCGCAGCUAAACCAGUACCCCUAUCUGUGAGCACCUCAGCUAAACCAGUACCCCUAUCUGUGAGUGCACAGCUAAACCAGUACCCCUAUCUGUGAGUGCCACAGCUAAACCAGUACCCCUAUCUGUGAGUGCCACAGCUAAACCAGUACCCCUAUCUGUGAGUGCCACAGCUAAACCAGUACCCCUAUCUGUGAGUGCCACAGUUAAACCAGUACCCCUAUCUGUGAGCACCUCAGCUAAACCAGUACCCCUAUCUGUGAGUGCCACAGCUAAACCAGUACCCCUAUCUGUGAGUGCCACAGUUAAACCAGUACCCCUAUCUGUGAGCACCUCAGCUAAACCAGUACCCCUAUCUGUGAGUGCCGCAGCUAAACCAGUACCCCUAUCUGUGAGUGCCACAGCUGCAUAGAACUCGCCAGGCCACACCGCAAGACCAAACGAGACCACGCCCACAUGCUGUGAUAUCUGCAGGAGCCACUCUGAGGUUUACUGUAGAGAUUUCAGCCUCUACAUGCUGGACCCACUCUGAGGUUUACUGUAGAGACUUCAGCCUCUACAUGCUGUGAGAUCUGCAAGAGCCACCCUGAGGUUUACUGUAGAGAUUUCAGCCUUUACAUGUUGGAGCCACUCUGAGGUUUACUGUAGAGACUUCAGCCUCUACAUGCUGUGAGAUCUGCAGGAGCCACUCUGAGGUUUACUGUAGAGACUUCAGCCUCUACAUGCUGGAGCCACUCUGAGGUUUACUGUAGAGACUUCAGCCUCUACAUGCUGUGAGAUCUGCAGGAGCCACUCUGAGGUUUACUGUAGAGACUUCAGCCUCUACAUGCUGGAGCCACUCUGAGGUUUACUGUAGAGACUUCAGCCUCUACAUGCUGUGAGAUCUGCAGGAGCCACUCUGAGGUUUACUGUAGAGACUUCAGCCUCUACAUGCUGGAGCCACUCUGAGGUUUACUGUAGAGACCUCUGCCUAUAUUCUCAACUAAAUCUGGUGUGGUGUGCUUCAUGCUUUUCAUGUUUUUUUUAAUGUAAUUUUGAGAGUUUUAAAGCCUUGAUGUAUUAUUUUAAUAUUUGCAUUUUUUUUAACUUUUUACUUAUUUUUAUUUUUUAAACAAAUAGGUUUUUAGUAUUUUUGUUAUUCGUUUUUAAUGGUAAUGUAAAACACAGCGUAUUUUGGCAGGUUAACUACAUUUUUUCCAUUUUUGAUUUUUGGGAGCGUUACUAUUAAAAUGCAGUGCCUCUAGGUGCCUCUAGGGGGCUGCGUACAUGAAUCUAGGAAGGCUGAUUGCUGACCAACACGCACACCUGCUUUUUAAAUUAUCCGUUUAAUUUUCUUUUUGCAAGCACACUAAUCUUACACUGCACUGUGUUCACAUGCUGACAAAACAAGGGGUAGAAGAAACACGUAUAACCUCUGUAUGCUCUUGUAAGUUCCAUUGUAAUCCACAAUGUUUAACUUUUCUUUUUCUUUUUUGCACGUCUUUUGAGUCUUGUCAGGGAUCAUCCCGGGCAACUGGUCUCCCCGAUCUAAACCUACAUUUUAGCUUGUUCAUCCAACCCCAUAUCUCUGUUGGCUUUGUGUGUGUGUGUGUGUGUGUGUAUUCUGAAUGUUAACUUGCAGUUUCCCUCUAUAGUGUAAGUUAGUCUCUGGGUUUCAUUAAAAAAGUAGAAAAAAGGACUGUUAAAAAAUGGUUUUGUUUAACUGUAAGACGAGUUACAGAUAUAGAUACAGUAGCAAAGGCUGUCAGUGGGUAGAGAAACUAAAAAAAGAAAUGUGUACACACUAACAGUCUCUCUCGUUUAGACUAUUAGACUUGUGCAAACCUGUUUUGGUGAGACUUUAAAAAAAAGUUUGUUUCAUACAUGCCAUGGCAAUAUGAAAUUCAACGCGACAGACACAUUAAACUUUAAAUUCUCUGUAAAAUAUAUUUUAGUGUUUCGGUAAAUUAAUAGGUCAUAUUACUCCACAAUAUCAGGAUAUGUUGUAUUUUGUAAUAAGACAAGAAUUCACCCCUCACUAUCACUGUUGUUCAAUAAAUGCAAUGUAAUCCCUUUCCUAUA
Molecule: messenger RNA, 6045 nt
Organism: Anguilla anguilla (European eel)
Lineage: Eukaryota; Metazoa; Chordata; Actinopteri; Anguilliformes; Anguillidae
Product: homeodomain-interacting protein kinase 1-like
Exons: 19
Coding region: 253-3786 (1177 amino acids)
Biological process (GO): smoothened signaling pathway; peptidyl-serine phosphorylation; intrinsic apoptotic signaling pathway in response to DNA damage by p53 class mediator
Cellular component (GO): cytoplasm; nucleus; PML body
Molecular function (GO): ATP binding; protein tyrosine kinase activity; protein serine/threonine kinase activity
Source: RefSeq, a predicted model, not a curated record